Hibiscus syriacus is the source of this 816-nucleotide messenger RNA. RefSeq lists its product as uncharacterized. The transcript has 5 exons. Lineage: Eukaryota; Viridiplantae; Streptophyta; Magnoliopsida; Malvales; Malvaceae. The record is from RefSeq and is a predicted model, not a curated record. The coding region runs from base 1 to 816 and encodes 271 amino acids.
AUGCCUCAUAGCUCCACUUCUAGGGUUAAGCAGAAGCCUACCCUCUUAGCAAAUCCCCAUAACCAUUCUCCUGUAUGGUUCCUAGCUAUGCCUCCACAAGCGGUCUCUCCUGUGGUUGCUAUCUUUGUGCCAUCAAUAUUGAUCUUACACCAGUGGGUUCGGGUGGUUGCCGAUUUUGACUGUAUCUUAAAGGGUCUCUGUUUUCUUUUUCUGAUUCUUCUCUCCCAAUCAGGGGACUUGGUUAAAGAUCUCAAGAGUUCCCCAUGGAGUACGCAGUUGUUUGACGCUCUCUACAGUCCUAAUUCCACCCUUCUUUCAUCGUCUUCUUCUCUUUCUUUUAUCUUUGCUUCAUUUUCCGAGAAAAUGUUGAAUCUGACGGAAAAUCCAAAGCUGGACUCGUCAUCUUCCAACGAGAUAUCCAUACAAAAUAUAUCAGUUUCGGAUCAUAAUAAUGGCUUUCAAUACACAACGGAUAAUAAAACCGAUAGCUUUGUUCUCGACUUGGAAGGUUUCUCUCAUGGAGGAUCCAAUAAAGAAAUCACUCAGAAUUCAAGAUUUACAAAAAGUCUUUCUCGUAAAGGGUCUCAGAGAGGAGGGGACAAGAAGAUUAUAAGCUUCAAUUGUACAAAUUCAAAUUGUAAAUCGUCUCUCAAUGAUAAAGAUGCUUUUGUUGCCACCUCCCCGAGAGGGUCUAGCACUGCUGAAAAGCCGGUGACGGCCGCUGUAGGGUCAACUGAUAUGGCCAACAAUCCGCAAGCUCGUCAUCAGAUCACCAUUACAACUGGCAAUCACCGCUCUAACCGAGAGCAGAUUUAA